GGCCGUUCGGCGUAUGCUUGCACUGGAGAACAUGAUAAGGCGGGCGGCAAGUGGAUUGCCUUUGGACUUGCGCUACCCACCACCGGCAGCUCAGAGAUCUCAGACACAGGGACGAGCGGCUCCUAGGAGAAAAAGUGCCAGAGAUCCUCCACAAAAGAAGCUAGCAACUAGGACUCCUGCUCCUCCACCUACUACUAGACCACAGACACGGGGCGUACAGCCACCUGUUGCGAGUGAGGAGGCGGCCCGAGAGGCCGUGGCGCGCACUAAGGAGAGGUAUCAACUGAAGAUGCACCAAAGGCCCUCGCAAGAUGAGCCAGUCCACAAGAAGCGGCUGAUCCUGCCCGAGGAUUCCGAGGAAGAAGGGGAAGAGGAGGAAGAGGAAGAAGGAGAAGACGAGGAGGCGCCUGACAGCAGUGGCUCAGACGACUCGGCUGACGAUCCUGGUUUUAGACAGGAUCCUAGAGAGAGGGACGAUGACGACGACGACGGAGAUGAUGACUGA
Molecule: messenger RNA, 505 nt
Organism: Rhododendron vialii
Lineage: Eukaryota; Viridiplantae; Streptophyta; Magnoliopsida; Ericales; Ericaceae
Exons: 2
Coding region: 14-505 (163 amino acids)
Source: RefSeq, a predicted model, not a curated record